Messenger RNA from Ambispora leptoticha, 420 nucleotides. NCBI's taxonomy places the organism in Eukaryota, Fungi, Glomeromycota, Glomeromycetes, Archaeosporales, Ambisporaceae. The record is from the annotation of a GenBank genome assembly.
AUGGUUCCGAAUUUUCAUCUUAAUAAUGAUUUUGUAAUGUCUAGCGAUGAGGUCCAUAUUGUGGGUACGCACAAUAAUCGUACCAUCGUGGCACACGCCGCUAGCUAUUCUCAAGAAGGUCGCCUUGAUGUUAGAGAUCUAAGGAAACUUGCAACCUUAAUCGCUCGGUACCCUGACAAUACCGUGGGUAUUUUACUUUUACAAGAUCAUGAUAGUCUCUCAAAAAAAUCGGUCCAGUUGCUAGAUACUUUGAGAGACAAGAACUUGGUUACAAACACGUUAAACCUUCACCGCGAUCUUAGAUGUAAAUUAGGAUAUAACGAUAGAGACAAUUCCGCAAAUUCUCUAAGAUUUAAUUUUGCUUUAGAUUUUAAAUUCACAAAUAUUGCAAUUAUAAUGUUAUAUCUAGCAAUAAUUACU